AUGGCCCAAGCGACGUCAAACGGUGUCAAUGGCACCAACGGGCUGUCCGCCAAUGACCAGAUCCAGCGCUUCGCUGCUCCGAGCAGACCUCUGAGCCCUCUCCCUGAGCACGCCCUGUUCAACGACAAAACCCGAUGCUUCGUCUAUGGCCUCCAACCCCGUGCCGUGCAAGGCAUGCUAGACUUUGACUUUAUUUGCAAGCGCAAGGCUCCUUCGGUCGCAGGCAUCAUCUACACCUUUGGCGGUCAGUUCGUCAGCAAGAUGUACUGGGGUACCAGUGAGACUCUGCUGCCCGUCUACCAGCAGGUGGACAAGGCCAUGAGCAAGCACCCCGAGGUCGACGUUGUGGUCAACUUUGCCUCUUCCCGAAGUGUGUACAGCUCCACCAUGGAGCUCAUGGAGUUUCCUCAGAUCAAGACGAUUGCCAUCAUUGCCGAGGGUGUUCCUGAGCGACGAGCUCGUGAAAUUGCUCAUGUUGCCAAGAAGAAGGGCGUCACCAUCAUCGGCCCCGCCACCGUUGGCGGUAUCAAGCCUGGCAGCUUCAAGAUCGGGAACACGGGUGGCAUGAUGGACAACAUCGUCGCCUCCAAGCUCUACCGCAAAGGCUCAGUUGGUUACGUUUCCAAAUCGGGCGGCAUGUCCAACGAGCUGAACAACAUCAUUUCAAACAACACAGACGGUGUCUACGAGGGCAUCGCCAUUGGCGGCGACCGAUACCCCGGCACCACCUUCAUUGAUCACAUGCUCCGAUACCAAGCAGAUCCCGAGUGCAAGAUUCUCGUCUUGCUGGGCGAAGUGGGUGGUGUUGAGGAGUACAAGGUCAUUGAUGCUGUGAAGCAAGGAAUCAUCACCAAGCCCAUUGUCGCUUGGGCGAUUGGCACUUGCGCCAGCAUGUUCAAGACCGAGGUUCAGUUUGGUCACGCUGGUUCUUUUGCCAACUCGCAGCUCGAGACGGCGGCCACCAAGAACAAGAUGAUGCGCGAGGCUGGAUUCCACGUCCCAAACACGUUUGAGGACAUGCCCCUGGUGCUGAAGGAGGUCUACAGCAAGCUUGUCAAGGACGGCACCAUCGUUCCCCAGCCCGAGCCCGCUGUUCCCAAGAUCCCCAUUGACUACUCCUGGGCCCAGGAACUUGGUCUGAUCCGAAAACCCGCUGCCUUCAUCUCCACCAUUUCCGAUGAUCGUGGCCAGGAGCUGCUCUACGCCGGUCUGCCCAUUUCUGACGUUUUCAAGGAGGACAUUGGCAUCGGCGGCGUCAUGUCUUUGUUGUGGUUCCGUCGCCGUCUGCCCGACUACGCCUCCAAAUUCCUGGAGAUGGUGCUCAUGCUUACUGCUGACCACGGUCCUGCCGUGUCUGGCGCCAUGAACACCAUCAUCACUACCCGUGCCGGCAAGGACCUGAUCAGCGCACUGGUUUCCGGUCUGCUGACCAUUGGUUCCCGCUUCGGCGGCGCCCUGGACGGAGCCGCCGACGAGUUCACCCGGGCCUUCGACAAGGGCCUGAGCCCGCGCGAGUUUGUGGACAACAUGCGCAAGGCCAACAAGCUCAUUCCCGGCAUUGGCCACAGAGUCAAGUCUCGCAACAACCCCGACCUGCGUGUUGAGCUGGUCAAGGAGUACGUGCUGGCCAAGUUCCCCAGCCACAAGCUGCUGGACUACGCCUUGGCCGUCGAGACCGUCACCACCUCCAAGAAGGACAACUUGAUCCUCAACGUGGACGGCUGCAUCGCCGUGUGCUUUGUGGACCUGCUCCGCAACUGCGGUGCCUUUUCCACCGAGGAGGCAGAGGACUACCUCAAGAUGGGUGUUUUGAACGGGCUUUUCGUCUUGGGCCGAAGCAUUGGUCUCAUCGCCCACUACCUCGACCAGAAGAGACUGCGUACCGGUCUCUACCGUCACCCCUGGGACGACAUUACCUACCUGCUGCCCAACUUACGCGAGGGUCGGCCCGGGGCCGAGGGCAGAGUAGAGGUUCAGAUGUGA
Ustilaginoidea virens is the source of this 1983-nucleotide messenger RNA. RefSeq lists its product as uncharacterized. NCBI's taxonomy places the organism in Eukaryota, Fungi, Ascomycota, Sordariomycetes, Hypocreales, Clavicipitaceae. The transcript is spliced from 2 exons. Gene Ontology annotation, biological process: fatty acid biosynthetic process; tricarboxylic acid cycle; acetyl-CoA biosynthetic process. Gene Ontology annotation, molecular function: ATP citrate synthase activity. The record is from RefSeq and is a predicted model, not a curated record. Gene Ontology annotation, cellular component: cytosol. Bases 1 to 1983 code for a protein of 660 amino acids.